AUGGUAGCCACCAAGAGGGUUAAACAUUCAGGCUCAUACUACGGUGCACCACAACGCAAGAUUAAAAUGGCAGACACCGGUUUCAAACUCUCCAACGUCCAGGGCGACAUCCUCGUUGGCCUCUCCAAGAAGACAGAAGUCUUCUUCUUCUUCCAGAUCACCAAUGCGGAUGCAUUCAAGUCUGAGCUCAAGAAUGUUGUUCCACUGAUCACUACUGCGGACAAAGCGACUGGUGAGAAAGAGGCUAUUCGCGCGUUCAAGGCGGAGAAGCACGUGCGGAUCAAUGGCGUAGAUGGAUCCAACGGCGGCACCAACGAGCUUGGGGAGAUCACAGCUGACCCCCCGCUACUUUCCGUUGUAGGGGUCAACAUCGCAUUCUCGCAGAAGGGUCUUAUUGCCGUAAGUCAGGUUCGUCCUGGAAAAUUGUGGUAUGUCUGA
Molecule: messenger RNA, 438 nt
Organism: Didymosphaeria variabile
Lineage: Eukaryota; Fungi; Ascomycota; Dothideomycetes; Pleosporales; Didymosphaeriaceae
Product: dye-decolorizing heme-containing peroxidase
Exons: 2
Coding region: 1-438 (145 amino acids)
Source: RefSeq, a predicted model, not a curated record